CUUCUUAAUUGGACUAUUACACAAUCCAAGAACUGUAACGCGAGUUUCGCAAGUACUGCUGGGAAAUCAAGUAACGCUUAACGGUUUCUGUAACGGUUGGAGCAGUCAGCGGGGAACAACGGUCAGGCAUCAAGAUUAAGCAAUUUUCUAAAAGGCCUAGUUCUGGAGCUAUGUCUACUAAAGAGAAGGAAGCAGAUUUGACUGAAGCAGAGGGCAGUGUGCCAGGCCACCUGGAGUUGGAAGAUGAAAAACGUGGGCCUCACAGUGAUGAUGACACCCAUAAGCCUGAAGACAAGCCAUUACUGAGCCAUGAAGAAUCAUUUCUUCACCAGGAAGAUGUUCUUCAAGAGACUAGGGUCAACAAUCCUGAGGAUAAAGACUUGCAGAAUUUAAGUGGGAUGAAGGGAAUGAAAAUGAAAUGUGAGAAACUGAAGAGCAUGGGAAAUAACAAAGGGACCAUGUACAGCUUGUUCUUCUCUUCCAUUAAUCUAUGUAUAUUUUAACUUUAUUUUUAAUUGAUACAUAGUAAUUAUACAAAUGUAUAGGGUAAAAAUGUAAUGUUUUGUUAUACUGUAUUGAUUACAUAGCUUUACUGAGGUAUGGUUGACAUAGAUGAUGAUUAGAUACAUACAAUAAUGAUUAGAUACACAUUAUGAAAUGCUUACCAUAAUGAGUUAACACAUAUAUUGUCUCUCAUGGCUAUCAUAUUUUCAUAGUGAGAACACUUAAGAUCUACUCUCUUAGCAACUUCCAAGCACACCAGAGAGUAUUAUCAUUAACUGUAGUCGUUAUGGUGUACAUUACAUCCCUAGAACUUAUUCAUCUUACAACUGAAAGUUUGCACCCUUUGACCAACAUAUCCUUCUCCUCACCCCACUCUCCAGCCCCUGGUAACCAACCUUCUACACUGGUUUUGCGAGUUUGACUUUUUAGAUCCACUUAUACAUGAUGAGAUCGUACAUAUUUGGUCUUUCUGUGUCUGGAUUAUUUUACUAACCAUUAUGUCUUCUGAAUUCAUCUAUGUAUUAACAAAUGGCACUACUCCAUUGUAUAUAUACAUACCACAUUUUUUAUCCAUCCAUCAUUGGACAUUUAGGUUAUUUCUUGACUCUUGUGAAUAAUCCUGCAGUGGACAUAGAGGUGUAGAUAUCUCAUGGAGAUGUUAAUAUCAUUACUUUUGGAUAUAUGAAGGGGCUUCAAAAAGUUGAUAGAGGGUGGGCAUUUGGCAUAGUGGUUAAGACACCUUGUCCCUUAUUGCAGUGUCCAGGUUCCAUACCCACCUCUGGUCCUUGACUACAGCUUCCUGCUAAUGCAGAUCUUGGAAGACAGGGAAGAUGGCUCAAGUAAUUGUUA
Oryctolagus cuniculus (rabbit) is the source of this 1353-nucleotide messenger RNA. RefSeq lists its product as uncharacterized. The record is from RefSeq and is a predicted model, not a curated record. Lineage: Eukaryota; Metazoa; Chordata; Mammalia; Lagomorpha; Leporidae.